AUGUCGGGGACCCGGUGUGACAGAAGAAGCCGGAAGCUACAGCGCUUCGAAAACGGGCAGGCGCACGUAUUCGUCAUGAUGUCACGGAAAAUCCGGCCAAUGAGACGCCAGCGCGGGUUCUAUGCAGUCCCGCCCACCCUGACCCAUAAUGGUGUGAAUAGGACUCCUGGCCCCCGAGGGCUGCUCACCCCAGGGAGCCUGCAGGGGCUUUUCACAGGUGUUAACCAUUUGGUGACCUCCGGCAACAUGGCCCCAGCUCAGCAGAAGGGAGAUGCGGAGCGUGCGAGAAUCCGCCGCGCGUUUCAGAGCGAUACUUGCCCCGGACCACAGCUGUUGCAUGCUUCGAGAGCGCUCUCCGCACCCUUCGCUUCGGAGUCUCUGACGCUUAAGAGGAAUGUGAAGAUGGCUCCCGACAACACGAAGACUUUACAGCUGCUGUCACAAUUAUUUGUUCUGCUGAGUUUUAUGAUGCAAGUGGCGUCCCCCAUAGGAACAGUGAACCUGGUAGACUUUUGUGGCCAAACAAUUAAAGGAGACGGAAUGAUUGUAAAUUCACACGGGGAGUCCAGGAAAUACUAUUUUGUCACCAUGGGCACGGACUGCCGACUGACCAUGCAAGCUUCUGCAUCGAAGGACAAAGUUCAGUUCCAGUUCCGUUUCUUCUUGGUCUACAGCCUGCUGCGCAUGUCAAAUAGUCCCACACCUGGACCAGGGGCAAACGGUGCACAACAUGCUGACACCACCAAGGGCCCGGGAACGGUCCAUGACCCCUGCAAUGCCGGCUCCUACGUCCAGUUUUAUGAUGGCAAGGACCUGAGUUCAGAACCUUUAGGGACUCCUCUUUGCGGAAAGACAAUCCCCCGGCCGGUUCUGUCCACUGGCAAUUAUCUGACGUUACGCCUGGUCACCAGAGGCCAGCAACCCAGAGUGGAUUUUGUUGGUGAUUUCACUUCUUUCAGAAUAGGUCUGAACGUCUCUGAAUGCAGCUCAGAGCCAUACUUCCACUGUCAGAAUGGUAAAUGCAUCCCCUCCAGCUUGGUGUGCGACUCCAAGAACAUAGAUAAUUGUGGUGAUGGGAGUGAUCAGUCCGGCAGGCCCCCUGCGAACUGCAUGCCCUUAUCUGCUGACGGAAGAGCAGGGAAGAGCAGAGGUUUGAUGGGGACCGGAAUUCCCGGAGAAAUAUUAAGCACCCAAACUGCAACUUCAGCGCUGCUAGAGGCAGCAUCAUUAAACCAGAGCUGUGGGGGUGCAGGGAAGCACAAGCCGCAUGGUGCGGACAGCGGCCACCAUCACGGACCGACUGCAGACAGAAGGUCAUACACCUCACUCCUCUACCUGUACGUUAUUCUGGGGCUCGUGGUAGGAGUGGCCAUCCUGUUUUGGUGCUGCUGGUCACCAGGUUGGUUCAUCUGGAGAAGCAGUGUUUGUAGGUUCCUUCCAUGCUGCAACUCAUUCUGCGCCGCCUGCCACCUCUGCAUGCGUAGCUGUGUUUUGAAGGACAAGACCCGUCCGGGCAAGGUGACCCCCCAGGACACAACGGCUAUGGUGCCUGUCUGAUGUUACUAUCCAUGCAUCCUAUGAGUCCGGUCCUCAAUGCAUAGGCGCAAGAAGGUCCCCGAAUAGGAUUCCUCACACAUCAGCGUGACGCUGCCAAAAAGCGUGCGGAGAACGACGACAUACCUGACCUGCUCGUUGUGUGAAAUUAGAUUUGCUUUUCAGGUUGGGUAUUAAGUUCUACCUCACUGGCAAGACUCUUCAAGGAGUUGCUUACCCACCAAGUGCAAAGACUUGAAGGUGUCACUAAUCCGUUUAGACUUUUCAUGCUGUGAUGCUUCCAGCCAGCUCUCCUUUAUAUUUAUUUUGCCGUUCUGCACAAUUGCUUUGUUAAAUACUGCCAUUCAUAAAACAAUCAUGCAAAUCACGUACAUACGCUGCAAAAAAAGCUUGUUCUUUCAUUCUUUUGCAAGAUUAAAGUUUGCAAACUUAACACAACAGAGACGGCGAUCGACAUGUUCCAAGAUCAGGUUUAUUGGUUAGUUAUAAAAGCUUGAUGCACUGAGGUAAUACGAUGCUUUUGGAAGUAACAAAAAAGACAACAUUUGGUGCUCAGACGUUCUGCAAGGCCUGUGAUUUUAGUGUCAGUGUAAAACAAACCAUUAACGUGAACAAGCGUUUGCGCAUCUACGAAAAGGCAAGAAAUAGGCAAGAGUUCUUCCUUGUGAAGAAUCUAAAGUAGCACCAUCGUGGUGUGACAGCGAGAGAAGGGGCAGCAGAAUGUAAUCUGACGUACGCUGCUGGCCCGUCUCUGCUGGACGUAACACUGGAUUAUCAUACGCCGCGACGCGGAUCCUAAACAGACGCC
Messenger RNA from Spea bombifrons (plains spadefoot toad), 2362 nucleotides. It is a transcript of the gene LDLRAD2, whose product is annotated as low density lipoprotein receptor class A domain containing 2. Bases 1 to 1557 code for a protein of 518 amino acids. NCBI's taxonomy places the organism in Eukaryota, Metazoa, Chordata, Amphibia, Anura, Pelobatidae. The transcript has 8 exons. Gene Ontology annotation, molecular function: protein binding. The record is from RefSeq and is a predicted model, not a curated record.